This is a messenger RNA of Micropterus dolomieu (smallmouth bass), 3849 nucleotides long. Its product is annotated as leucine-rich repeat-containing protein 17-like. The transcript has 7 exons. The record is from RefSeq and is a predicted model, not a curated record. Lineage: Eukaryota; Metazoa; Chordata; Actinopteri; Centrarchiformes; Centrarchidae. The coding region runs from base 302 to 1699 and encodes 465 amino acids. Gene Ontology annotation, molecular function: protein binding. Gene Ontology annotation, cellular component: plasma membrane.
CCGUCUUUCAUUUGCUCUGACUGAGUGCAAACAGUCACCAGCGUACAGCCAGAAACAAGAGGAGAUACGUGCAAACAGAAAGACUGACUGGAUUAACCACUGCGGACUGAACACUGAAUAUUCAAAGGAGCAAAAAGCUGUGUCCUGUUUGCAGGUGAAACUGAGUGGAGAGACUACAAACUGAGAGGAGCAUACAAACUGACCUGAGUGCAGCCGGACAGGUUGAGGUGGAAGAGAUUGUGGCAGCCCUUCCCUGUGGUCAGCUCUUCUUACUGAAAAGACAAUCCCUGCAGGGCUCAGGAUGCGUGUGACCUCCUCUCUCCUCUUAGCCCCCCUGCUCCUCCUCCUGAUCCAGUCCACCGAGAUGAAAAGACAGGGGAAGGGCAAAGGCCUCAGAGGAGCGAGAAACAAACUCACAGGGGACAGGGCGAGAGGUGUCGGGCGUCACAGCAGAUCAGGCCCCUCCAGGCGUGUAGCACCUGACUGCUCAGAGUCGACAGAUUCUGGAGACGUCUUUGUAGACUGUCAGGACCGACGCUUCACCUCCAUUCCCAGCUCACAGACCUGGUCCAAAGAACCCAAGCACCUCCUUCUAGCCCGCAAUCGCAUCAAAGUACUUCGUGAUGGGGCCUUCUUUGGAUAUGAGAGCUUAACUAGUCUGGAUUUGCAGCAGAAUCAGAUCUCUCGAGUGGAGGAAGAGGCCUUCCAGGGCCUGACACGCCUUACAACCCUGCUGCUGCAGCACAACCUCCUGGGAACACUUAGCGAGGAGGCCCUCAUCCCCAUGCCAAACCUUCAAUACCUACGUCUAUAUGAUAAUCCCUGGAAUUGUCUCUGCCCAAUGGAGAGUCUCAUACGCACUCUGCAGGUCCCAAGCAACCGUAUUCUAGGAAAUCAUGCCAGGUGUGCAGAGCCCAUCAGGCUGAAAGGCAUGAAGUUGAAGCAGGUUGACCCCGAGUUACUCUGUAAGGAGACAGACCCAACAGGCGACCCACAGCGUGACCAAACACAUACUACGUUCCCUGUAGAGCCCAUUCCAAUUCGCACCAAACCAGACGCCACCACAUCUUGCCAUACCUACCUUUUCCCCCAAAUACGGAUGGACUGCAGUAACCGAGGCCUAACUGAGGUGCCCACAGGUAUUCCAGAGGAUGUUGUUCAUAUCGAUCUGUCCCAUAAUUCAAUCCGUCAUCUCAGAGCCAGAGAUUUCCAAGGAGCGAGGAGCCUCAGAACCCUUAACAUCAGUAAUAACAACAUGGAGCACAUCGACACAGCUUCCCUGUCUGGGCUCCUGCACCUUCAUGAGCUGGACCUGUCCGACAACAGCCUGCAUUUUGUCCAGUACGGGGUUCUUGAAGACCUUUACUUCCUGUCACGGCUAAAACUGGGAGGAAACCCCUGGGUGUGUGACUAUAGCAUCCACUACAUUGUGUACUGGCUGCGUCUGCACCCAGGGGUAAAGCACUCUGGCCUGCUGUGUCGCUCUCCUCCUGAACAUACUGGGGAGAGUGUGGAGGAGUAUGUGCGUUCCUACAACAGAGCGUGUCCAAAAGACAGACAGCACAGCAGAACAGAUCAAGACCAAACGAACCCUGAGCUAUGGAACACACCAAUGGAAGUGCAAGGAGAGAUUGAGGAGGAGCUGGAGCCGAGCCACUUGAGAGCACCGCAGAAAUACCAGAUUAUAAGGCUGUUCUGAAGAUUUGACUUUAAAAAGGCUAUCUGUUUUCCCUUCUUGCAUUUUCUUUCAAUAUCUGUAUCAGAUGGCAAAUCUACCUUUCAUCUUACUUUUAUGUUUUGUAAGUGUUGUUUUUUUUAAAUCGAAAAUAUAGGAAUUAUAAACUGUUUUGACUAAUAAUUAUAAGUGAAACAUGUGUAGUGCACAUAAAAAAAUUAUAUCAGGUUACAGAAUGUGCAAUACUCACUGAUACAUUUCAAGCUGGACCAUGUUAGAGAUGUGCAACCACGCAGGUUGAGGUGGAUCACAAAAGGGCGGUAGUUCUGCAGAAUCUGCUUCAUUGUGCUGUCUAUUAUCCAGUCUUUCUCCACAGAGAAGUUGAUCUAACAGGGACACACAUUAGGGAACAUUACACUCCUGUUACAAUAUAACUUACCACGAAUUAAAUACAAGAAGCAAUCUCUCAGUACAGACCUGACUCCACAAUGGGCCAGACUGGAUGAUACCUUUCCAUGUGCAACAUACCUCAGCACAAUUUAGCCAGUCUCGCAAUUCUAAAUACUGAAAGAUCUGCAGAGAAAACAAUCAUGACGUUUUUGAUUAUUCAGGAACAUUAGAAUUUCCUCUCUAUUUAUUUGACAAAUACCUGAUUUGUUUAUGGUAUUAAUUUUUUCCACAACAUUUUAAGCAUUCUUCCAUAAUGUUUUUGUCAUAAGGUAUAAAUAGUGAAAGGGGGAAAGUAAGAAAGUACAUUUUUAAACAUUUAAGUGUUGGUGCAACAUAUUUCGAUGGCUUACAUAUAAAAGUUUAAAUACUUAAGCACACCUUUCUCUUUGCCAAAUGUUAUGAGGAACUAAACCACAGAUUAUAGCAACUUGAUCAAUAUUUGCUCCUCUAGGUUUUGAUCUGACAUAACCAGCUGUCACUCUGGAUUCACUGACUCCUCUGCCGCGGCCACUUUGCAAGGCGCUGGGAUGUAAGAGUACAAGCAGCCUCUUUAUUUUAACCAAACAUAGUCAUGUUGAAGAAGCUCUAUUUAUCGGGAGAGGUGUGGGACAGAAACACCCGACCAACUAAAGCCAAACUGCACUCCCUUUGCCAGCGAAUGUGAAUCUAAAACAAACUGGGGCUUCAAAUGGACAGUUCAAGCUGAGUCAGAAAGAUGUUUAUGGGAGUGUUUAGCAUAUUUAUAAACUACAGAGCCACUGGUAUGAAAUAAUAAUUAUAUAAGGCCUACAAAAAAAUUAUAAUCGAUACCCAAAAAAACACAAAACAGCAACAGAUCUUAUAAGACUGGUCCCAUAAACAUAAACGCUUUCUGUGGUAAUGGGUAAAAGGUACACUAGAACAUAAUGACAUUAAUCAACAGGCCUCAAAGAGAUUGAAUGAAUGUUUACAUUAGAGUCCACUUUAAGUCUUAUGUAACAGAUAUGAUCUCAUCCCUGACUGCUUAUAGAAGAGAUAAGUGAAGCUGCUACAGCAGGCCUAUUCAACUGGUGGAUCAGUUCUAUUUAGAAAUAAAAUGGAAAACCUGAAGAAAAAAAAAUCACACGAAUAACAGAGAAAAUUGCCACAAUAAAAAUCCUUCAAACCAGAAGAGCGCUUCUGUGCUGUCAGUAACAGCCAGUCACAAACAUGCAUUAUUAUUAUCCAGCUUCUCUCACAUGAACACCAUGAAAACAAAUGCUCGUGCCUCCUUGACAAAUGAGCGUCUGCAUCACUGUUAUAUAUGAACCAGCCCUCUCUGCCUUCGCCCAGUGCAAAGAAGUGCAAUCUUUCUUAUUAGUAGCCUUUAGGCUUCUGAUUUGUGAGAGUUAAAGAUGAUAUUAAAGACAUGAUGUGUUGUAGAAUACCUUUGUUUUAAAUAUAUGUUACUUACUACUUUUGGGGCUAAAUCACAGCUUGUGUUGCACAAAAAUAAUUUAACUAAGUACUUGGCGUAAUUACUUAAAGAAGUUUAAGAGGCACUACCUUCAGUGAGAGGCUGCUAGGAAGCACUGACAGUCCGUCACAUUUUUCCCCAAUCUGGUGGACUUUGCCGAUUUCAAUAAACCUCAUUUCAAACCUCUGCAAGAUUUGUACAAACACACACACAAGAAAUGUAGAACAUUGCUAGAAUUCAUUCUACUUAGUUUUUACUAAAAUUUCCAUUAAAUGUAUACCUUAAAGUA